UUAAAAAUAAAAUCUAAAGAUAAAUACUGUGUGCGCAAUGUCCGCGCAGCUUUGUUUCUCGUGAACGCGCCCUCGAAAUGCACCCUGGGAGCGACAAGAUGGCGGGACGUUCAAAAACAACUGCGAAUGGGCGAAUUGACAACCAAAUAAACAUCAAAUAACUCCGUGCAGCUCGGCGUUGAGCCGCCAGCGGUCGACCGCGACGCCGGGAGCGGCCGGUGACCAUGAACCGGGGCCGCGGGACGGGCUCCUCGCUGCAGCGGGACUCGGGCCCGUCCAAAACAAACCGACUGAGGAGAAGUUUCAGGCCGACUCAGCAGACGGAGGCGGCGAAGGAGGGCGACUCUCCGAGGAGCCAACAGCCGGAGUUUAAGACCCCGACCCGGAUCCCGAGGUCCAGAGCCGGCAGUGGUUUCACCGCCGAGUCUCCGAACAACGACUCCGACUUCCAGCAGGACAUCAUCUGGGACGCCACGUCUCCGUCGCCCAGCAGACUCGGAAAAAGAGGGGUGAAACAGAAGCCUCCCGGAGCUGUGGACAUCUCAGACAUUGUUAGCAGGAUCGCCCCAAAGUACGGCAGGCCGACGGUUGCCGAGCCGACUCUGCAGCAGUGGAUCGGAGACAGCGCCGCCAUCCCCUGCACGCCCGACGUCCAAGGCCCCAGACCCAAGAAGAAGUCCCCGCGGCCGAACGGAGUGGACGACCUGCUGAAGCUGGCCAAGCAGUUCGACUUCAACAUGUUUCAUCGGGAUGAAGAAGAAGCGGAGGAAAUGCACCAGCAGAGCCUGGAGCUCCUCUCGGAGGACAUCCUGAGCGGCGCUUCGCCGGCGCUUCCAGAAGGUCGGCGCCGCCCGGAUCCACACGUGGAGGACGAGUUGGAUUUUCUGUUUGACGGACCCACCCAGCGCUUCAGCGGAAAUCUAAGUCAGCUGACGCAAGUCAAACCGCCUGCCCAGGGGGCUCCUGGGACACCAGCCGCUUCCUCACACGACCCCGGCGCCGGCGUGUCCGGGGCGGGCGCCAACGCCGCUUUGGCAAGAGACGAGUUUGAGGACGACUGGGAAAACGACGACUUGUUGAACGACUCGUUGGUGCUGGAGAUGACGCAAAAUCCACAGAAGUUCUGCGCCCCGCAGCACUGCUCCACCCAGAUAGCCGCGGGUCACGUGACGCACCGGCGGGAGAGUCCGGCGGGCGCCGUCGCUCGGGCGCCGGUUUCUAACAACGGGAGACAAAGGACGACUUUCAAGCUGGAAACUAAUCCUGUUUUUUCUCUCGGAGGAAUCCAGAAAAACGGGAAGGUGGAUUUUGCCUCAAAGGAGUCUGUUAAAGACGCGGCGCAGAGCGGGCGUUGCCCCGGUAACGGUGUCUCCGUGGAGGCGGGAUCUCGUUCCUGGCAAACGCCGAACCCGGUGAAGUCGUAUCCGCGGCAAGCAGAGAUUCAUCGGAGGGCUUCUGUCGCCAGGUACGACGCCGCCGCGUCCAACGCAGCAUCCAACGCAUCCUCCACCCAAACGGGACGAAGCUUUCCCACAGAACCUGCGCCGGUGGCGUCCCGCGGCGUGGCGUCCCGCGGGGAAGCAGCCGCCUCUGACCUCCUACAGGAGGACCUGGAAGAGCUCUUCUCGUCCGACCCGGUUUGGGGAGACGAGGACGACGACGACCUGCUGUGUGAAAUGUGCGAGGUCGUGGAGAACCGCCUCCAGGGCGCCGAGAACGUGCCCGCUGGGGGGGCUCCUCCCCCCGGGGGUCACGUGACUGACCAGAGAGCGCCUUUGCCGCCGUCCAACGGGAGCCAGCAGCCGGCGCAUCGCCGACCUUUUGACCCAAAGACACAAACGGCGGGAGAACCGGCGGUCGGCUCGUGGACCGCUGGCUCCGCCUCCAUCACCGCUGCAGGUGUGCGUGUGACGGAUUCCUCGCAGGCAAAGAGCGCUUCGGCGUGCGGCUCGGCCUGGACGCACGGCAGCAGCCGGGGGAACGCCGGCGAAGGUCGGUUCACCUUCAAGAAGCCGGGCGGCCCGGUUGCCACGGCGACCGUAAAAGAUUUAAGCGCCUGCCUCCCGUCUGCAGCGGGGGGGAGUUGUUCAGCAGCCGAGAUCGAGAGGAAGAAGCAGCAGGCGAAGGAGAGGAGACGACAGCGAACGCAGGCCGCCCAAAACCUCCGAGCUGCCACCUGACACCUGGCGGUUCUCUUCUAGCUCCGUUCGUUGGCACGAUACUUUUUCUCCAACAUUUCUUCUUAAAAAUAUACAUCAUAUACAUAUACAGUUGUAUUGGCCAAGUAAUGUCAUUUUAUGCUUAUGUCGCAUUUCUAGUCCACGAGGUUUAAUUUUUAAACGUUUUAGUUUUUCAUAGUCACCCUUUUGAUAUUGUGUGUGUGUGUGUGUGUGUGUGUGUGUGUGUGUGUGUGUGUGUGUGUGUGUGUGUGUGUGUGUGUGUGUGUGUGUGUGUGUGUGUGUGUGUGCGCACAGUGUUGCAGUCCGGCUGUGCUUAGCGUAGCUUAGCAUAAAGAAUGGAAGCAGAUCUAAAUGGCUCCUUCUAAAAGAUUUGUCUGGCAACAACUCAAAGUCUCACUGAUCCGAGGUUGGCUGCUUCCGUUCUUUAAGCUAAGCUAGGCUAAGCAAGUCUGAUUCUGUAUCAAACUCACACCAAGAAAAUAAUACUGUAUUACAAAAGUUGCAAAGUAUAUUUCACAUACUUAGAACCAUAUUCUGAUACUCUGUUGCAACGACGUGUCAUUUAAAAAGCUCCAGCUUUGAUCCACGUUCAAAAGAAUCUUUUAGUCCCAGAAAUUUGGAACCAAACGGCUUUUCAUCACAUUGACACGUCUUUAAUAAUCCAUUCAUUUGGAUAAUGUGUAAAAAGGAGAUUGAUGACUUUUUAACUUUAUGCUAGUAAUAUCCCCCUGCUUGCAGUCUAAGCUAAGCUAGGCUAACCGCGCCCCCCCAUGUAAGAUAUUUAAAUUGUUUUUUGAUCAUAAGUCAUGUCUGUUUCACUUUAUUUUCUGUGCAGCACUUUUAUAAAUAAUAAUAAACUAAUGUUUUAUUGAUUUGGUCGUGAUCUUCUAUUGGUUUUGGAUGUGAUUCAGAGUGAGGAGCCUCAUCAGGUCAGACCUUCACAAUUAUUAUAUUGUGAUUAGGGAAGAAUUUUAUUUGUACAGUACAUUUGAACAUGAAGCAAGGAGAUCUAAAAAAGCUAAGAACUAAAACCUGAUACUUUGUUCCAGGUACGUCAUCCACAGAACUACGAUAACACACAUAAUCUUAAAGUAAAAAGAAGUCGUUUUCUGCUGAAAUGCGGAGCA
This is a messenger RNA of Pungitius pungitius (ninespine stickleback), 3307 nucleotides long. RefSeq names its product ETAA1 activator of ATR kinase a (gene etaa1a). Gene Ontology annotation, biological process: replication fork processing; regulation of DNA damage checkpoint; DNA damage response. Gene Ontology annotation, cellular component: nuclear replication fork. Lineage: Eukaryota; Metazoa; Chordata; Actinopteri; Perciformes; Gasterosteidae. Bases 225 to 2180 code for a protein of 651 amino acids. The record is from RefSeq and is a predicted model, not a curated record. The transcript has 6 exons. Gene Ontology annotation, molecular function: protein serine/threonine kinase activator activity.